Messenger RNA from Notolabrus celidotus (New Zealand spotty), 1823 nucleotides. RefSeq names its product translocase of inner mitochondrial membrane domain containing 1 (gene timmdc1). Bases 212 to 1201 code for a protein of 329 amino acids. The transcript has 8 exons. The record is from RefSeq and is a predicted model, not a curated record. NCBI's taxonomy places the organism in Eukaryota, Metazoa, Chordata, Actinopteri, Labriformes, Labridae. Gene Ontology annotation, cellular component: mitochondrion.
CUACUUCCGGGUGUCAAAGGUCAGGAAGCCGUUAGAGCAGAGAGCGUCGGAAAGUCACCGUUAGCAAACACGAAGCAGAAGGGCAGUUACAGAGAAAUGUGGUCACUUUAUACUAAUACUUAGUAUCACAGUGAGACACCUUUCUCUUAAAACACUCAGCAUCUGUCAAAGAAGUCAAUGCCGCUUACUGCCUGAUGCCAGCUGAAGCGUGAUGCAUCCAGAGCAGCCCAGAACGAGCUUCGCCCUGCAGAGACGACUGGCAGAUUCAACCCCUCGGGGCGCCCCGAGCACCGGCCUUCUGCAGGGCCUCAUCCAGAGCGCCAGACCUCUUUCCUUCUGCUUCCUGCUCCCCAGGGUCCACGCAGCUGAUGUGGCUGCCGCCCAGCCUGCACAGAUGCCUGCUCCUUCGUCUUCCUCCUCCAUCAGCGCUGCUCCUGCUGCACCCAUCCCCUCUCCCAGCGGCAUGCCAGGGAAUAUGGGCAAGCCGGAGUUCCCGGACACAGGAUGGGAGCGCAUCAAGGACCUCUUUGAGAAAGAUGCCACACAGAUGUACCCUGAAGAAGUCACCAACGUGUUCAAGAGCAGUCUUGUCGCUGCCCUAGCAGGCAUGAUCUACGGAGGCCUGCCAGCCGCCCGCCACGCCAGGCAGAGGUACAUCCAGUCCAGCCAGGCAGAAAUCUACACUGGCAGAGUGGACGCAGUGCGCUCGGCUCAUAACGCAGCAAUCCGAGGGUUCGUCCGGUACGGGUGGAGGUGGAGCUGGAGAGUGGCGGCUUUUGUCACCUUGUUCAAUACUGUGAGCACAGGACUGUCCGUGUACCGGGACAGGUACGCCCUCAGCCAUUACGCUGCAGCCGGAGCUGUGACCGGAGGCCUCUUCAGGCUGAACCUGGGCCUGGGAGGUCUGGUGGCGGGGACGAUCAUCGGAGCGGUGCUGGGGGUUCCCACUGGCACGUUGAUCAUCAGCAUGCAGUCCUUGGCUGGAGAAACGGCCCGCGAGAGGAGGAGGAGGGAGCGCAGGGAGCUGUAUGAGCUCCGGCUCACAGAGUGGGCGGCGCGUCUGAAGCUGACAGACGAGCUCAUCGGGGACCUGAAUGACAGCUCUCAGGCGGAGGUAACCAAUAAGGACAUGCAAAGGAUCCAGGAGCUGCUGAGCUUACCACAGAACAAGGACUUGACCCAGGACUCAGGCAGACAGUGACAGUCCCUGCCUGUUAUCUUGUGGACAUUAAAGGUGGGACUUCACACAAGCUUUGAGGACAAAUGGGUCUCUUCCUCACCUGGACGCCACACACCUUCUCUCUAAGUAAAGGGGAACCGCUUCACAUCACAAUCAAAGGACACUGUUGUUCCUCAAACUCCUGUCAAAGUGCACUUGGGUGGUUCCAGCUGUCUGAAUCUGACAUUUCAGCAGAUUUAAGGUGUAAGUUCUAAGCUGAUGGUAAAGAUUGAUAAAGGGUGCCAAUAAAUAAGCAUCAUGUCAACAAUAGUCCUCACAGGUAUAAAUUAUCUCUAGGCCAAACAUGUUGAAACAAUCUUUAGCUGAAUGUAAUUUACCAGCCUUCUGAAUACAGUUAGUGACAUAGUUUCCAACAACAUGAAGCUCUGAUGCAGUAUUUGAUCAAACUGAGAACAAAGGUUCUUUAAAAGUUUAAGGGGAAAAUAUCAACUGUGGCUCAACUUUUAAGAUUGUCGGUAAGAUUUCUGUUUGAAAAAAAUGUUAAAAAGUAGUAAUCAGAAGUUAACAUUGUAAGGGCUAUAACUGAAAAAAGUUCUUCAGAUGAAAGACACACGGCCUUGAAAUAAACAUAAAUCAACACUCA